AUGAUUUUUUUGCAGACUACGGAGGGGACGCAAGUUGCUCCGGGCACCUCCAUGGUAAGAAACAUGGGUUCUCUGUUGACGAUGGAGAAAGGCGUUCGGAAGGCCGGAGUGGAAACAAGUUUUCUUGACUGCCGCCUCUGCUUCCGCCCCUUAAAGCCUCCUGUCUUCCAGUGCAAUGGCAGGCAUUCAGUUUGUGUCACAUGCCUUACCGAGCUCCCUGGCGGACAGUGCCCGAUGUGCAAGCAUGGCGGCGGAGGCUUUGUUCCCUGCCUUUUAAUGGACGACAUCGUCUCGUUGGCAACGAUAAAGUGCUCCCACGGUGGCUGCCAGAGCUACGUCACCUACCAUGAGCAUGACGAUCACCAUAGUGCGUGCCCACACACACCCUGCUUCUGCACGGAGCCCGGCUGCAGCUUCACCGGCCCGCCACCGGCGCUCCUCGGCCACCUUGCCACCCUGCAUUCCUGGCCUGUGCACAAGAUUGAGUACGGCAAGGUUCUCUGGCUUCAGGUUCCGGUGUCAGAACCGCGGCGUCUGCUCCUCGCGGAGGACGGCAGCGUGUUCCUUCUUGUUGUGGGCUUGCUCAAUGCGAUCACUGCUGUGUCAGUGGUGUGCAUCAGGGCCAGCACGUCAGCGCUGCUGCAGUACCCAGCCAUGAUGUGGGCAUAUGGUCCGCCGGACGUUGCAGGCGGCAGAUGUAUGGUGGACACGCCGGCGGUGACGAGCAGCUCCAAGCCCUGCGAUGUUGCCGUGGAGAAGCUGCCAUUCUUCUUGGUUGUGCCGCCUGCGCAUGUGUUUGGGGCUGGGGCAUCCAAGGAGUUGUCUCUUGAGAUUCGAAUUAACAAGAUGUGA
Triticum turgidum subsp. durum (durum wheat) is the source of this 852-nucleotide messenger RNA. Lineage: Eukaryota; Viridiplantae; Streptophyta; Magnoliopsida; Poales; Poaceae. The record is from the annotation of a GenBank genome assembly.